Messenger RNA from Antechinus flavipes (yellow-footed antechinus), 1286 nucleotides. It is a transcript of the gene SPMAP2, whose product is annotated as theg spermatid protein. Lineage: Eukaryota; Metazoa; Chordata; Mammalia; Dasyuromorphia; Dasyuridae. The transcript is spliced from 8 exons. The record is from RefSeq and is a predicted model, not a curated record. Gene Ontology annotation, biological process: spermatogenesis. Bases 85 to 1104 code for a protein of 339 amino acids.
CGGAAGAAAAAGAGGAAGGAGUGAUUUAAAAAAAGAGGUUCUUUAAAGAAGAGAAUAAGCAAAGAAGCACUUCAGGGAGAGAAAAUGGAAGGGAUCCAUCAAGAUAAUUUGUCCAAUCUCCCAUGCCAUGGGUCUUUAGUAGGGGAUAUUGAGCUGGAAGACUAUCCUUUGGAAGACAGGCUUCCCUUGGAGGAUAUGAUAAAUGACGCAGAAAGGGAGCUCCUCUCACAUCCUUCCCUACAAGAUGAUGAAAUGCCAGAUGUCAUCGUCACUGAGCUUCGGUCAUGGAAGAAGAAUAAUAAUCAUUCUCACCAUGGCUCUCGACAGCGCAGAAUAUGCCAUCACAGGAUCAAUGAGCUGGCCAAGCCCAAGGUCAAUCAUCAGAUCGUAGUAGACAGGCCUUCAGUAUAUUGGACAGAUAAGAUACAACCAGAUACUACCCUCAGUGUGACUUCUCCUAUUGUGACGCCAAGACUUGAAGAGCUCUCUAGACCCAAACGGUUCUAUUCAACCUACUACAAUGAAAGCAGGUCCACGCCCAUUUGGCCCAUUUCUCGAGCAUCCCUGGAGGCCAAAGCUUCUCCUCGACUGAAAGUGCUUGCAUAUCCAAAGAUUCGGAACAACAUCUGGGUGGUGGAUUCUUCUGAGACAGGGGAUUGGUAUCCAAACCCAAAAGGAAAAGAGAUGCCCCUACCUGAAGAGAAGAUCCAGGUAUCAAAGGCAACACAGGUAACCCAAACCAAAUCUCGGACCCUGGAGCUGGCAACUCCCAAAAGCAAAAGCCUGUCGAAUACUGAUUGGUUCCUUGAUCCAAAGGCUAAUAAUAAGCGUUCUCCAGACUUCAACCGGAUCUACAGCUUGGCCAUGCCCAAGAUCCUGGCCAAUAACUACACCUAUGACAAGCCCUGCUCCUGGGUGAUCUCACAUGGAACUAAGAAUGCUGUGGCCAGUAAGCGGAUUCUGUAUUUGGCCAAGCCUAAAGAGCGGAAAGAUUACAAUGAGGGCCAUGAUCCCUAUUAUAUCUCAAUGGCUGCUAUGAGGGCAGAGCCAUCUCCCCGAAUCUAUGAGCUUGCCGCCCCCAAAAGGGUAGCCAAAAAAAUCUAAGAGCCUCAUGAACUUCAUCAUCUCACCCCUCUCGUACUCCUGAAUGGCAGCAACCCAACCUCUUCUUCCAAGAAAACAACUCUACUAUAAUUUCCCUGUGCAAUCUAUUUUGAAUGAGGAGGAGCAAAUGGGGGGAAGGUGCAUAAUGAUAAUACUAUUAAUUAUAAGUGCUAUAACAGUUA